UUGAGAAAAACAAAGAUGCUUAAUGUAAUGUAUUUUGUCAAGUCAAGACAUAACAUUACAUUAAUGUGUAAAUUAAACAAACAUGGCACAUGCAACGCAGCAGUUUCCCCAUCACCACGAAUAAUUAACGUAACCCACAUAUCACAGCUAAUAUUAACUUAAAAUACUAAUCCACUAUUAGUAAUUAAUCCACGAAGCGUACGCUUCAGACAGUUUCACAAGCUAAAUAUAGGGAUGUCCAUUGGAGGGGAAGAGCAUAGUAAAAUUACUUCUAAGCAAAACUGCUCAUGAUUAGAAAUAGAACAGAAAUUUCCUCUUUUGGCACUUUAUAUUUUUGUGUUGAUCUUGUUUCGAAUAUUUUGGGAACGAAAGAUGGGCCAAAAGUUUCACGCCUUUAUGUUCCCAUGGUUCGCUUUUGGUCAUAUGACUCCAUACUUGCAUUUAGCCAACAAGUUAGCUGAGAAAGGUCACAGAGUCACUUUCUUGCUCCCCAAGAAAGCUCAGAAGCAGCUUGAACAUCUCAAUCUGUUUCCAGACAGCAUCGUCUUUCACCCUCUUACUAUGCCUCAUGUUGAUGGUCUCCCGGCUGGAGCCGAGACUUUCUCGGAUAUCCCUAUGCCGUUGUGGAAGUUCUUGCCCCCAGCUAUAGAUCUCACACGCGAUCAGGUAGAAGCCGCGGUUCAUGCCUUGAGACCGGACCUGAUAUUGUUCGAUCUUGCUUCAUGGGUUCCAGAAAUGGCUAAAGAGUAUAGAGUCAAGAGUAUGUUGUACAACAUCAUAUCAGCUACAUCUAUAGCUCAUGACUUUGUCCCAGGCGGUGAACUAGGAGUUCCUCCACCUGGUUAUCCAUCAUCAAAGUUGUUGUACCGCAGACACGAUGCUCACGCCUUGUUGUCCUUCUCCGUCUACUACAAGAGGUUUUCUCAGAGGCUCAUCACAGGUCUUAUGAAUUGUGAUUUCAUUUCAAUCCGGACAUGUAAAGAAAUCGAGGGUAAAUUCUGCGAGUAUAUUGAGCGUCAAUACCAUAAAAAGGUUUUCUUGACAGGUCCAAUGCUUCCUGUGCUAGAAAAAAGUAAACCACUUGAAGAUCGAUGGAGUCAUUGGCUGAACGGGUUUGGACAAGGCUACGUAGUGUUCUGUGCAUUGGGAAGUCAAAUCUCUCUAGAGAAAGACCAAUUCCAAGAACUUUGUUUAGGAAUAGAACUUACAGGUUUACCGUUUCUUGUAGCGGUAACUCCACCAAAAGGCGCAAAGACGAUUCAAGAAGCGUUACCAGAAGGGUUCGAGGAGAGGGUAAAAGAUCGUGGAGUGGUUUGGGGAGAAUGGGUGCAACAACCAUUAAUAUUGGCUCAUCCAUCAGUAGGCUGUUUUGUGAGCCAUUGCGGAUUCGGGUCAAUGUGGGAAUCUCUAAUGGGUGAUUGCCAAAUAGUCUUGCUUCCAUUUUUGGCUGAUCAAGUUCUCAACACAAGAUUGAUGACCGAAGAACUCGAGGUUUCGGUUGAAGUGCAAAGAGAAGAAACAGGAUGGUUCUCGAAGGAGAGCUUGAGUGUUGCGAUCACAUCUGUGAUGGACCAAGGUAGCGAGAUCGGGAAUCUGGUGAGGAGGAACCACUCCAAAUUGAAGGAGGUUUUUGUUAGUGAUGGAUUAUUGACCGGUUAUACCGAUAAAUUUGUUGACACAUUGGAGAAUCUAGUCAGCGAUACAAAUCUUGAAUGAAAUACUACACUUGCAAAGAAGUACGUAGCUGCUGUUUCACAUAAGGCAAUAAUAGGCUAGACCACGAAGCAGUUGGUAAUGAUGGCUUUGUUCAAUUUUUUUUUUCUUUUCAAUUCAUCAUCUCUUUAGCAAUAUGUUUUCCUUUACACCUUUUAACAUUGGAAAAUUUUCCAUAAGAAAAGAAAGUAAGGAGCUGUACUCUCCUUGAAAUUACACAGAAAAAGAAAGUGGAAAUUUUAUAUGCUGCCAGUUAAAUUUUUUGAGCUUAACUCUGCUUGACAAUUUUAGUUUUCUUUUAACCAAAUAAAAAAGAAAAUAUUUUAAAGAAAAUUCCACAAUUUAUUUAUAAAUGGUUCUAUAUAUUUUCACAAUUGACGAUUAAAAUAUUUUUAAGUCAAGAUCCUUCCUCUUUUAGGUUCAUGUAUAUGGGGGGAUGGCACAACCUGGCAGAAAUGUAUAAUUGACACGUAAAAUUUGGUGAUUCUCUAAAAUGUAUGAAAACCCUUAUUUUAU
Arabidopsis lyrata subsp. lyrata is the source of this 2229-nucleotide messenger RNA. RefSeq names its product UDP-glycosyltransferase 79B10. Lineage: Eukaryota; Viridiplantae; Streptophyta; Magnoliopsida; Brassicales; Brassicaceae. Gene Ontology annotation, molecular function: UDP-glycosyltransferase activity. The transcript has a single exon. The coding region runs from base 373 to 1716 and encodes 447 amino acids. The record is from RefSeq and is a predicted model, not a curated record.